Molecule: messenger RNA, 2815 nt
Organism: Physella acuta
Lineage: Eukaryota; Metazoa; Mollusca; Gastropoda; Physidae
Product: baculoviral IAP repeat-containing protein 7
Cellular component (GO): cytoplasm; nucleus
Source: RefSeq, a predicted model, not a curated record
AACCUAGUCAACCUAGAUCUAGAUCGCUAGAUCAGCCCAGUCCUGAACUAGAUCUAGAUCUAGAUCUAGUAUAGACCCAGAUCUAAAAUAUUCUAAAUACUAUUUUACACUAAACAUAAGUAAACAUAGAAUCUAGAUUUAGAAUCCAUUUACUAAUUAUUAUAUUAUUAGUGUUAUUAUUUUGGCCCAUUUUCUGAGUGUCUAAUGGAUCUUUUAGAAUCAUCACUUUAUUCAAAAGAAAUAGUUAGGAUUGGAACAUAUCUAGGCUGGCCUGGUCAAGACAUACAAUGUAAACCAACAAAACCUAGUGUGUUAGACUUGGCGAAAGCUGGAUUUUUAUACACUGGCCAGAGAGAUGAGGUACGAUGCUUUGUAUGUAAUCUUAAAGUUGAAGACUGGGAACGGUAUCAAGAUCCACGUAUUGUCCAUACCACCAGAAGUCCUCACUGUCCAUUUAUGUUGAAUGCUGAAAGUAAUAAUGCACCUGUUCUCAUACCAAGUGACAAAGAAUAUAAAAUGAUUAAAUUAAUGUUAAGAGAAGCUGGAAGGCGUGUAUCAUCGUCGGCAAACGGAUCUCCUUAUCCAUCUUCUUCACUAAUUUUGGACACGCUUAAAGCCAUGUAUGGUGAUACCUUAACCUCUGCCUCCCACCCAAACAGCAGUCGCCAAAGCUCUACUAGCAGAUCUUUAUCCAAUUCUCCAAGAGUUAAUCACAAGCAAACUAAAAAAGAUAUGACAGCAUCUUCAGGAAAUAAAACCAGCUUUGUCCCCAGAUCUUCACAUUCAUCUAAUUCCCCACCACCCAGAAGAAGCAGCACUUCAGAGGCUCCACCCCAAGAUAGUCCAGGCAGACCUAAUUUCCAAAGGGCUAAGUCAUGUGCCUAUGAUCCUCGAUCUCAGAGAAAUUCAGAAACUAUCGCCAAUCGUCAGACAUCUACAUCAAACCCUGGGAUAGAUUUCAUGGAGUAUCAAGAUUCUGAGGAGGCUAGACUUAGAACUUUUUCAGGCUGGACUGGCAUACGAGGUGCCCCACUACAGGAGUUUGCUCAAGCUGGCUUUAUUUACAUUGGAUCUGCUGACAGAGUUCAGUGUGUGUUUUGUAAGGGAAUUUUGCGCAACUGGAAUGAUAACGAUAACCCUUUAGAAGAGCACCGUAAACAUUUCCCUCAGUGUACAUUUAUUAAAGAUAUUUACAAAGCUAUUGUUACUGGAAAACCCAAACACCCUAAAUAUGCUAUGGAUCAAGCUCGGCUGAGCUCAUUUUCUAAUUGGGAUGUGAAUCAAAAUCCAAAGCCUGCUGACCUUGCUAAAGCUGGAUUUUUUUAUGUGGGCCAUGGUGAUAGUGUUAAAUGUUUCUAUUGUGAUGGUGGCCUGCGAAAUUGGGAACCUAAUGAUGAUCCUUGGAGGGAACAUGCCCGCUGGUUUCCCAGAUGCUCUUAUGUAAAGCAGUCUAAAGGCCAAGCCUUCAUUGAGAAUGUACUGAAAGAUAUUAACCUUACUGACUAUCAGACAGCCUCAGUAGAUGAGACAGAAUUAAAAAUAGCCAGAGCUACAGGUCAGCGUGAUAUUGAUCCAAGGGAGGUAACAGCCAGAAUGGACAGUCCAAUAGUGAAAGCUGUACUGCGCAUGGACAUUCCCAAAGAGAGGGUUAAAAAAGCUAUAAGGAAUAGACUAGCAGAAAAUGGUGAGGAUUUCAAUAGUGCAGAAGCUCUCCUUGAGGCUGUAUUUAGCCAUAGUUCUAGUCCAGACCAUCUGAAUGAAAGUCCCACUACUGAAGUUAAAAGUGGUAAAGACUUGGAGCCAGAAAAUGGAAGUUUACAUUCAGGUGGAUCUGAGAAUCAAGAUUCUAUGAGGUUGAUGGAGGAGAACAGACUUCUGAAGGAACAGCGCCAGUGUAAAAUCUGUAUGGACGAGGAAGUUUGUGUUGUGUUUCUACCCUGUGGCCAUCUAGUUUGCUGUUCUACAUGUGCACCUGCCCUGACAUCAUGCCCGAUUUGCCGUGCUAAAAUCAGAGGGACUGUACGCACCUAUAUAUCUUAAGAAACAAAUGACAUGAAACAGAUGUUUGAGAAAAUUACAUUUUAACAACUAUCAGGAAGACAUAUCUCGAAUAAAUUUUCAAACAGCAAUAUGUUAAUGACCUUUUUGUAACUUUUGUUAAGAAAUUUGCAUUAAAUUUUAUUUGUUGUGCACAUUUUUUAAUUUUAUUAAAAGCGAAAUUUGAAGACUUAAAAUUUUUAUACAUUUAGUAUAAAAUGUUUUCUCAGUUGCAGUGUUAAGUUAGAUUUUACAACUGUUGUUCAAAGCUUUUGAAUUGCAGGAAUUAGAUUUUGUUUAUCAUUAACUCCAUUAGUGUAAUUUUUAAUUUUUUUGUUUGGUAUUUACUUUUUUCUUUACUUAAAAUUGUUUGAUGUCCAUUGUUCAUUUUACCUAUAUACAUAUGGUGUUUACUGAAGCUUGAAUACAGGUUGAACUUUUUUCCAUUCAAAUAAACCCACAUACACUUUGUUCUGAAACUUUGUAGAUGUCUUCAACAGAUUUUUUGUGACAGCUGUAUUCAAAUUUUGAAUUUAAAAAUACUGUUUUCAAAUCCCUUUAGUAAUGUUUACUGCUAUUUUUUCUUUUAAAGCUUUUGUCGUAGUGUUCACAAGUUAGAUUAUUCCAUAAAUUAGUUGUGUUCAGAAGUUAGAUACUUUAUACAACUUAACAUUGCAAUUGUCUUUUUUUGCCAUGUGAUAGAAAGCUUUUAAACAUGAUUUUUCUAUGUAUUUUACAUAAAUUUUUAUUGUUGCAAAGAAUAAAGUUAUUAAACUAA